AUGGGUAAAAUAACUCGAGUGGUUGUGUUAUUGACGGUUCUACUUGCUGCGUGGCAUUUCUGGACACGAGAAAUUGUAGAUACACAUGGUCUGGAUCUAGAUUUUCAGUUCGAUCCAAAAGAGAGAUUUGAAUUGGACAGCAAGAACUCGUGGAUAGUCACGGUGGUGGUGAUCCUUGUGGCAAGCGGGCUCAUAGCUUUUUAA
Messenger RNA from Sungouiella intermedia, 204 nucleotides. The record is from the annotation of a GenBank genome assembly. NCBI's taxonomy places the organism in Eukaryota, Fungi, Ascomycota, Pichiomycetes, Serinales, Metschnikowiaceae.